AUGAUUUUUCUUUGGCUGCUGCUCCUGGCCUAUAGAGUAACGGCGAAACUAUUCGAAGCGCCGAAUCCGUGGGAGGAAGCCAGCCAAGUCAUCGUCUCAAACGUCACACUCGAUUCCAACCCCGUCUCCAACUCAUCAGUUCCCUCCAUUGACCAUAACACGCGCCAGAAUACAGAAUACGUGCGCCUGCAAAGCCGCCUCGACCGGACAAGCGGAACAUGGGGCGCAUCUCACCCGCGACACCGGCUCCUCAUGGCCCUCUACGGCUUCAGCAGGUACAAAGAACGCAGUUCGGCUGAAGUAAAGAGGUGGCGCGAUCUGUACAAACACGUCCCGAAAAGCCAGAAGCAGCUUGUUGAACGAGUGAUCGGGUAUACGCGCAAACUGAAUACGGUCGAGCAUCUUUAUGACCAUAAUGACGUGCUCGCGGGGGAUAUUGUACGAUUUGGGAUGGAGUUUUAUGGCAUUGAGCAGACCGAACUGGAUGUGUUCAUUCAGGAUAUGGAGAAAGAGAAGAAGGGUGCUGAUCGGACGAGCGUCGUCCAAGCCAUGAAACACUUUGUGCGAGACUGGUCGGACGAGGGACUCUUCGAGAGGGAGGGUGCGUUCAGAUGUAUUCUGGACUCUAUCUCUGGUAUUGAGCGCGGGGGUGAGGAAAGACCGGUCAGCGUCUUGGUUCCUGGUGCAGGGGCAGGGCGAUUAGGCUACGAGAUCGAUGCUCUAGGAGGUUUCGAAGUAACGAUCAACGAGUGGUCCGCAUACAUGAACCUGAUCCAUCGCUAUGUAGUCCAAAUCAACGCUCCGGAGAGCCUGGUCUACCACCCCUAUAUAGACUGGUGGUCUCACCACGCCACCACGUCCGACAUGCAGCGCGGCGUAUCGUUCCCCGAUUCCAUUCCGCGGCCGUCCUCCAAGGCAAGUAUAGUAAUGAUUGAAGGCGACUUCACUACCAUCUUUGAAGAUGCGGACUCAAGCACCUACGACAUAAUCGUGACCCUCUUCUUCAUCGAUACCGCACGCAAUCUGCUAAACUAUCUCGAGACGAUCUACCGUCUUCUGAAACCCGGCGGAAGGUGGAUAAAUCUGGGUCCAUUGCUCUACGGGACAGGCCCAUGGCUGCAGCUUUCACUCGAUGAGAUUGUAAAGCUGAGUGAGGCGUUAGGGUUUGAGUUUGAGGUUGAUGUUUCAGAUCAAGCCGGGAUUGUCUGCGGGACGCUGACGCAGGGAGAGGGAUUGGGCGGCAAGGUUAGGAGUAUGUAUGUCCCGUAUGGACAGAAUAAGAGGGGGCUCAGUCGGAAUGCGUACGAUGCGCAGUUCUGGAGAGCGCGGAAGAGGUAA
Aspergillus nidulans FGSC A4 is the source of this 1338-nucleotide messenger RNA. RefSeq lists its product as uncharacterized. Gene Ontology annotation, molecular function: S-adenosylmethionine-dependent methyltransferase activity. The record is from RefSeq and is a predicted model, not a curated record. Lineage: Eukaryota; Fungi; Ascomycota; Eurotiomycetes; Eurotiales; Aspergillaceae. The coding region runs from base 1 to 1338 and encodes 445 amino acids. The transcript is spliced from 2 exons.